This is a messenger RNA of Colletotrichum paranaense, 501 nucleotides long. RefSeq lists its product as uncharacterized. Bases 1 to 501 code for a protein of 166 amino acids. The record is from RefSeq and is a predicted model, not a curated record. The transcript is spliced from 2 exons. NCBI's taxonomy places the organism in Eukaryota, Fungi, Ascomycota, Sordariomycetes, Glomerellales, Glomerellaceae.
AUGGUUGGCGUUCUAGUUCUGAAGCCCUUUCCGCCUCCGGCCAUCUUAGUGUUUCACCCACGAUCUUAUGCUAAUGCGCCAUUGAAGUCACCCAGCAGAGUUCCUGAGUCUCCGUCCUCGAAGAAGAAUGCUCACUUAGCUGCUGGUCGCAAUCAGUCCCCGGCCCCCCUCUCAUUCUCAUCCGUCGCCCUGACUGCCAUCCUACGAUGCCCAGAAAGCGCCCACGCCAAGACUGAGGAACUCGACAUACUCGAUGAUGCUACGUUGGAGGCCAAUAUCAGUCACUCCUCUGGCGACAUGUCUGAAGAGCGGUCGACAUCCGCUGAUAGCGCACAAGCCGCCCAAAGGGAUCAAGCGCAGAGAAUGGCUGCAGUGGUCGCGCAGGGAGAGACGUACUUUGGGGUUGACCGUGAAGCAAGAACGUCUUUUCCAGACCAGAUGGAACAUGAUGGUAUUGAGAUUCGUGGCUUUAAUUCUCGCUUUCUUGUAGCUCAGGUGUGA